AUGGAGGAGGAGACACACACCCCUGUUUUCAGUGUCACAAAGGAGAAGUCCAGUAAAGUGUCAGAUCUCAUCAAUCGUUUUGAGGGAGGCAGCCCAUUAAAUACUUGUGAUUUGAAGAAAGAUUCCUCUGCUCUCCACUUUUCUAAAUCUCAAGGAAGAUAUGGGUCAACACCACCACCUCAGCCAAAACUCCCCUCCCAGCACCCACUACAAAAACAGGGAAACGGUAAUACCAGCAAAACUCAGGUUGCACAGCCACACACAGCUAACGGAGUAGUAGCACAAGACCAGACAGAAGAUGAGGAUAUGAGAUUACAAGAUUGUGGUUCUGCUAAGUCCACCCCGAUUGUAGAUAACGCCGUUGACAGCAGCUUCACAAAUGGGGAAAGAGAAAGUACUUCCCAAGAGUCAUUGCAAAGUAUGGCUGCCUCUGAAGGACAGGCGCUUGACAGCAGCCACAGGACUCCAAGCAGUGAUACACUGCUCCCAUCUGAAAAUGAAACUCUAGAAAUUACUACUAACACGAAGGAAGAACCAACAGAGGAAAUCAGUAAGCAAGAUCAACCUGUGGAAACAAAGGAGACAGAUGAGCAGAAACGUCACAAAAUUGCCAGUGAACUUCUUCAAACAGAAAAAGCUUAUGUUAGCCGACUUGACCUUCUAGAUGGGGUAUUCUAUUCCAGACUCCUUGAGGAAGCCAACAGAGGUUCAUUUCCAGCUGAAGUGAUUAACAAAAUCUUUUCUAACAUUUCAUCGAUAAAUGCCUUCCACAGUAAAUUCUUACUUCCAGAACUGGAGAAGAGAAUGCAAGAAUGGACAACCACCCCAAGAAUUGGAGAUAUUCUGCAGAAGUUAGCUCCUUUCCUAAAGAUGUAUGGAGAGUAUGUGAAGAAUUUUGAUAACGCAAUGGAACUGGUGAAAACGUGGACUGAACGGUCACCUCAAUUCAAAUUCAUUGUUCAAGACAUUCAGAAGGAAAAAGUGUGUGGAAAUUUGACAUUGCAACAUCACAUGCUAGAACCAGUACAACGCAUUCCACGCUACGAGAUGCUUCUAAAGGACUACCUAAGGAAAUUGCCUCAGGAUUCCCUAGACUGGAAAGAUGCUGAAAAAUCCCUGGAAAUUAUAUCUACUGCAGCAAGCCACUCUAAUAGCGCAAUAAGAAAAAUGGAAAACCUAAAGAAAUUGUUAGAGAUAUAUGAGAUGCUGGGAGAAGAGGAAGACAUUGUGAACCCUUCAAAUGAACUGAUAAAAGAAGGACAGAUCCUCAAGCUUGCUGCUCGCAACACGUCUGCUCAAGAGCGUUACCUUUUCCUGUUUAACAAUAUGUUGCUGUACUGCGUCCCCAAAUUCAGCCUGGUAGGAUCAAAGUUCUCAGUUCGAACCAGAGUUGGUAUAGAUGGUAUGAAGAUCAUAGAAACUCAUAAUGAAGAAUAUCCACACACUUUUCAAGUGUCUGGAAAGGAGCGAACGCUGGAAUUGCAAGCCAGUUCUGAACAAGAUAAGGAAGAAUGGAUAAAGGCGCUUCAGAAUACUAUAGAAGCUUUUCAGCAAAGGAAUGAAACUUUCAGAAAUGCUAUUGCUAAAGAAUACGAAGACAUGCCUGUUGAGGUUUCUAACGCUGAGCUUGGGAAGAGAGCACCGAGGUGGAUACGAGACAAUGAAGUAACCAUGUGCAUGAAAUGCAAAGAGCCCUUUAAUGCACUGACAAGGAGAAGGCACCACUGCCGAGCGUGUGGACACGUGGUUUGCUGGAAAUGUUCUGACUACAAAGCACAUCUUGAAUAUGAUGGCAAUAAAUUGAACAAAGUCUGUAAGGACUGCUAUUAUGUUAUAAUUGGUUGUACAGAUAGUGAAGAAAAGAAGAAGAAAGGCAUCUUGGAGGUAUGUAAUUUAAAAAUACUAGAUAUGCAUAGUUGCAAAUGGUUUCUGCUCACCA
Messenger RNA from Merops nubicus (carmine bee-eater), 1939 nucleotides. It is a transcript of the gene FGD4, whose product is annotated as FYVE, RhoGEF and PH domain containing 4. Gene Ontology annotation, biological process: filopodium assembly; cytoskeleton organization. The transcript has 13 exons. Gene Ontology annotation, cellular component: cytoplasm. NCBI's taxonomy places the organism in Eukaryota, Metazoa, Chordata, Aves, Coraciiformes, Meropidae. The record is from RefSeq and is a predicted model, not a curated record. The annotation marks the transcript as partial. Gene Ontology annotation, molecular function: zinc ion binding; guanyl-nucleotide exchange factor activity.